Messenger RNA from Belonocnema kinseyi, 4859 nucleotides. It is a transcript of the gene l(3)mbt, whose product is annotated as lethal(3)malignant brain tumor-like protein 3. The record is from RefSeq and is a predicted model, not a curated record. Gene Ontology annotation, cellular component: nucleus. Gene Ontology annotation, molecular function: protein binding; sequence-specific DNA binding; zinc ion binding. Gene Ontology annotation, biological process: regulation of DNA-templated transcription. NCBI's taxonomy places the organism in Eukaryota, Metazoa, Arthropoda, Insecta, Hymenoptera, Cynipidae. The transcript has 17 exons. The coding region runs from base 671 to 4474 and encodes 1267 amino acids.
UGAUUGAACUACCGUCUAUGCUCUUUUACCGAACGCUCAAACGACGGGUGUAAAUUUUUGUUAAAGAUAACAGUUUUCGGCGCGUUUCGACAAAUUGCAAUGAUCCGGAAAAUCGCGAAGCGACGUCUCCACUUGCAUUUGGAAGAAUAAGCUUCGUGUUAAAUACAUUAUUUGUUUCUUUGCAACGGAAAACCAAUCGUUGCUUCAGUGCCGCACGACUAGAUUCACGAUGCGCGAGAAACGUUUCAGAAAAAUCUUUGAACCAACUCACCUAUAAUGUUUUACUAUGAAUGGUGUUUCGUAUAAAAUUGUGUUAUAAUAGUAUAAUGUGAUUUUUUAUUAUUUUUCUCGUAAUUCGGAAGUGCAGAAAUUUUCACUAACUUGUGGAUGUUUGCUUGGCGCGAAAUUCAAACUCUGAAAACGCGAGGUGUUUCAUUUGGACAAUGGUAACGAGAUUGUUACCCUUUUCUUUAUACGAGACAAGUGUCAACUAGAACUACUUUUAUGUGAUAAACUCAUUUCAUGUAAAGAGGAUAGUGUUUUGCAGCAAAUAGUAUAAGUGUGUUUUGGUUUCGAUGCCAUAUUUUGUAAGAGAUUUUAUGUCUGUCAGGGCAAGAAUUGAUGACAAUUCUGGGAAUAACGACGAGUGUUUUUGAUCUAUGCAAAAAAUAUGUCUAUCUCCCUUGCUACAAUGGAAGAAGAAAUAAUUGUAGACGAUAUUGACGAUAAUGAUAUCGGAUUAUAUCCGACUGAGAAUGCACCGUCUCAUAUUUCACCUACCACAACCACACUUUUCAUUCCCCAUGGUAAAUUUCGAGCUGGCCAUACCACGAUUGGGAAUCAAACUAUGGUGUCAUCCUCGGCCUCACAACUUGCUACUAUCAUUCACCCUAAUCAGAUUGUAGGUGGACAAAAUAAAGUAUAUUUUCAAGGACCUAGCCAGGUGGCCACCUCGCAAAAAGGGCCCCACAUAGUUAUUCACCGACCGAUUACUAGUGUCGCGGCUACUAAUAAUCAAGGUCAGAAACAUAUAUUGGUUCGAAGAUCGAACACACCCACUGCUCAAAUUGUUCCACUGAAUACGUCUCAGGGAAGUCAGACUCAUGCUCAAGCAGGAAAGCAUACCUUUGCAUAUCUCGGAACAAUUAUCAAGCCGAACAAGACCCGAGAGUCGGUUGUCAUUCCAGCAGGUGGAUUGACAACGCAGAUUAGUAAGCCAAAGUUGGUUAUAACACCAGUUUUGUCACAGCUAAAUCCAACUUCAACUAGUUCGCCUGUAGGAACUCAAAGUCGCUUAAAGAAGUCCAUGGCAAAUCUCCUUCUGCCUGUUAAUAUUCCACAACAAACCAGCUCUGCAAAGCCAAAUAUGCUGAAUAUAAAAAUUAAUAAUGGUCAAAUUGGAACUGAAAGUAAAGGGACAAUUACUGUAUUACGAGAGUCAAAAACUACAAACUCAACGACGCAUCCCCCUCCCUUGCAUCCCAUCACAAAUAUUGGUACCUUAGGCAAAGGAGGAAGACAAGAACUCUUGAGUGAUAGUAUAAAAAUAUCUGAGAACCCUGACUCUGCCGUUAUAACACCCAUUCCAAAUAAAAAAGAAGAUAUCAAUCCACCGGAGAAGCGGAAGAAAACUAUCAGCAACAUACUUCGUGGAUCGGGUGAAAAGAGAAUGAAGAAACAGAGCUUUCCUAAAUCGGCUCAAGAAGUGGACAUCAGUUAUUCUAUAAGCAGUCCAGACUCCGAACAAGAUAAGGACAAAAAAAUGCAGAACGACGAUGAUAUAACUUUGAUCAAAGUCGUUCCCAGCGAAGAUAAAUCUGCAAAAUUAAAGUCAGCGCCGGAUGAUGAUAUCAAGGUGGAAAUAAUCAAAACAUCGAAUAACGAAGACGCAGAUAAUAAUUCAUCGGACAGUAAAAUAGAAACGAAAAUUAUCAAACAAGAAGAGUCUAAAGAUAGUAUAAACUCUUCCAACCAGGCUGCUGAUCAUAAUUUUGAUGCUACGAAGGCAUUAAAUUGGAAAGACGGGGUUGGAUCUUUGCCUGGUAGUAGUUUAAAGCUUUUUUUACAGUCUGCUUUAAAUCACAAUGUUCGUAUUUCACAGUUUUGUGUGAAUGAAUUUGGCCUCAUGGAAGUGGUAGAUGAAGACGAGAAUAACAAACAGGACAAAGAGAAUGGCACAGGUGAUAAGGAAAAUGUGUGUCUGAGUCAGAAUUCUUCAAAAGGGAGUCCUGUUAGCGUUAUUGUUGAAAAAAAGAAUGAAGAUAGGAAAAAUCGCGCUUUGCCUACCGACACUUUUUAUUGUUGCGAAAGUUGUGGCUGUCAUGGCUUGGCAGCAGAGUUUGAAAGUCCUAUAUCAUGUAGUCCCUCCUGCACGGAAGUAAUAGAAGCUAAGAAACAAAUGCUGAUCCGUAAAGAUAAAGACUUGAAAGAGAUGCGAGCGAAACGAAAACGCAAAAAAAUGCUACAUGAGCAAAACAAAACGAAAGAUGUGGAUGAGAAAUCAAAUGACAAGUCGCAGGAUAAAAUAAAAUAUGAGACAGAUGAGGAUUCGAAAGAUACUGUUUCUGCAAUCGAUGAGGAAAGCCAGGGAGAGAUUUCUGAGUCAAAGUAUCCAUGGCAGACUGGCAAGUUAGGAUUUUCCUGGGCAAAGUACCUCGAGCAUACGAAAGCUAAAGCUGCGCCCGUCAAAUUAUUCAAGGAUCCUUUCCCUUAUACCAAGAAUCAAUUUAAAGUAGGCAUGAAACUGGAAGGAAUAGAUCCCGAACAUCCCUCACGUUACUGCGUCCUAAGUGUCGUAGAAGUAGUUGGUUACCGGAUAAGGUUACAUUUUGAUGGAUACGCAGAGAACUACGAUUUUUGGGUCAAUGCUGACAGUAUGGAUAUAUUUCCUGUAGGCUGGGCGGAGAAAAACAAACAUCGAUUAGAUCCACCGAAAGGCUACGUCGCCAACAAUUUCAACUGGAAUGCAUACCUCAAAACUUGUAAAGCAAAUGCUGCGCCAAAAAAUAUCUUUUCAAACAAAAAUUCCCUUUUUCCAACUGGCUUCCGAGUGGGAAUGAAACUUGAGGCUGUAGAUAGGAAACACUCGUCACUCGUCUGUGUCGCUAGCAUAGCAGGGCUCAUGGACUCGCGGAUCCUCGUUCAUUUCGACUCGUGGGACGAAGUUUACGAUUAUUGGGCUGACGCCAGCUCACCUUACAUUCACCCUGUAGGGUGGUGUCAUCACAAUGGUCACAGCCUAACACCUCCAAAUAGCUACAAAGAUUCCAAAUCUUUUACGUGGGAUUCUUACCUGAGAGAAACACAGUCUACUGCUGCACCAGCACGUGCUUUUAAGCAGAGAUCACCUUGUGGAUUCAAGCGCGGUAUGAAAUUGGAGGCUGUAGAUAAACGAGUUCCCCAAAUGAUUCGAGUGGCAACAAUCGAGGACGUAAAAGAUCACAUGUUGAAAAUACGCUUCGAUGGAUGGCCAGAAAACCAUGCUUACUGGGUUGAUGAUGAUUCCACGGACAUUCAUCCAAUGGGUUGGUGUCUGAAAACAGCCCAUCCUUUGGAACCACCUCUUAUGCCGCAGAAAAUUGAACGAAUUCCUGCUAUUGUCGUAGUGCCUGACAAUUUGAGCGAUCGUGCUGAGUGUGGAACUCAUGGCUGUCGAGGUAUAGGUCACAUCAAGGGACCGAAAUUUGCCACGCACAAUGCUGCUUCCGGUUGCCCCUAUUCUCAGCAGAAUUUACAGAAAAUAAGAAUAAUGUCCGAUAGACUGAAUGGAAAACAUGACAUUUGCGAGUAUGAGGACGACUUCUUGGAGAAGCCAAAAGUAGAAAAGACUGAUAAAAUUAAAACGGAGAGAUCGGAUAAAGACGAAAAAUUCAUUUUCGAUGCCAAUAAAGCAUUCAAGUUUGAUAAGGAUGCGAUCAAACAAGAAGAUGUAGAUUCGGAUAAGAACGAAAAGUCAGAGACCUCGGAAAGGUCUAGUAAAUAUCGUCAAAUGAACAGUGAUGGUCAAACGGAUGACGAAGAACCCACAAAGAAGCGAAAAAAGAAACGACACAAUUCCGAAGAGCACGCCUUUUCUCGUUCCAAUUCUGGUAUGGGGGAUUCGUCAGUAAAUUAUACUCCAAAUAUACCGGAUAAGCAGUUGAGGUUGGAGUUGUACCAUUCCGUGUACAAUCCGGGGUAUAAUCCACGGCCAGAUGCGCCUCAUAUCUGGGCAAAACACAGUGGUGCUUUAAAUAGAGUCGUAGCCAAACAAACUGGCAAUCCUCGUCGUUGGUCGAACGAGGAAGUCAUCAAGUUCAUUCAAAAUCUGCCCAACUGCAAGGAUAUUGGGCCUAUCUUCAGGAAAAAUAGCAUUGACGGUGAGGCGUUUUUAAUGUUGACUCAAGAAGAUUUAAUAAAGUUGCUUGGUCUGCGACUUGGACCUGCUAUUAAAUUAUAUAACAGCAUAGUUCUUUUAAGACGAAAAUCGACGUGAAUGAGAUACGAGAAGCGUGCGAUUACCACUUUGUAACAGGAAAUCUGAAACUUGGCAACUUUAAUGUUGCUAAUGAUGAUGAAUACAUUAAUCAAGAUCUCAAUUAUUUAUUUUUAACGUUUAUGCCUAUCAGUGAAAAAUCAGAUUUUAGUGUUUUACAUCAAGUACAAGAGAUUAUAACUGCAAAUUUCAAAUAGCAAAAUUCGUUAAAUUUUCGCAAGCGAAAUUACUUUUUCUAGGGCUUCAGUCUUAAAUUAGCUCCUAUAAAUAUAUAUUUAUACACGUGUAUGUAAACAGUACUUACAAAUGUCCGCUGUAAUUUUUCCUACACGAUAAAGUACAUAUAGUGAUGUAAAAAUGUAAAUAUAUUAUUAAACUAUCGAAA